AUUUGAUAUGCAGGAGUCCUUCUUGCUUAAAAUUUUUGCCACUACAAAUUUAAGUUGUGUGCUCAAUAUUUAGGUACAUAGGUAGUACUUAUUUUGCAGAUUGGCUUGUACUCAAUACCGUACAUCAUUCAACAGCUACAAAUUUUCAAGCUUAAAAAACCAUAAUUGGAAUCAUCAAUUUUUUUUAUAUUUUAGAAAGCUGAAACUGCUUAAAAAAUUGUUGCUUCACUAAUUUUUACAUGUUAUAAUAUGAAGCUUUCUUUAUCUUCCAAGAGCCACUGUAUUUUUUGCUGUUCAGAUGCUCUUCUCAUCUGUUCUAAGAGAAGCAAUGAAUGGCUAUUUACUUUCAUCAACUUGCUUGAAGAAGAAGCAAAUCUAUCAACUGCCAGGAACCAAAAUGAAGACAGUUCCAACAAUGGGUCAGAGAACACAGCAUCGAAGUGUGGGCCUGAAGAAGCUUUAGAGAAGGAGAUUGUGACAGGCUGUUGCAUCAGUUCCUGCGAGCAAUUUUUGGCCGCCAUCACGUCUCAUAAGAAGCUGCUUGUAUGGCAAGCAGUCAACUCUUCAUGGCAGCUGCAGCGUUCCUGGAGCCUCAUUAAGAGACCUGUUGACCUUAUUUUUGACUCUUCAAGUGAUCAUGUCUUAGUGGCUGGUGCGUUUAUGAUAGUACACUCAAAUUUACUCGUAGGUACCUUUGUUCUACUAAAGUAAAAGUACUUUUCAAAGUAAAAGCACUACUCAUGGUACUUUUACUUUGGAAAGGUAUUUCAAAAUAUGGAUUUUUUAAUAGGAAUUCGUUCUCUAUUUAAUCCUCUGUCUGCUGAUGGUAACUCUAUUUUGAUCUAAGAUUCUAAGUAUAUACGAGAGGCAACCCAGAAAAACCAGGCUGCCUGUGUGGUGGGCGAAGUUUUGGUAGUGCCGCAUUCUCUAAGUAGGUAUGUGCAUUAGGCCGCUGACAUUCAUCAGUAAGUGUGCCAACCAUUGCUGUCCUAGA
Messenger RNA from Hyalella azteca, 994 nucleotides. RefSeq lists its product as uncharacterized. The transcript is spliced from 3 exons. The coding region runs from base 250 to 711 and encodes 153 amino acids. NCBI's taxonomy places the organism in Eukaryota, Metazoa, Arthropoda, Malacostraca, Amphipoda, Hyalellidae. The record is from RefSeq and is a predicted model, not a curated record. Gene Ontology annotation, molecular function: protein binding.